AUGGGAUGGUAUGUAGUGAAGUGUAUAAAAUGUGGGUACUGGUUUUUAAUGGAAAAUGUCAAUUUCUGUAACCCGACUGUACUUGACAAACUUAAUUCACUCUUUGAACCAAAUCGGUACUUAGUGUUAAAUGAACGUGGUGCUGAUAGUAAUGGCAAAAGUAUUAUAUCGAAGUCAUACAAAAAGAUUAGGAACGUCUAUUCGAAGUAUUUGGUCGUUGAACAGAACUAUAAUGAAUUUUUGGAAUUAGUUGAUAAAACAAUUUGUAAUUUACACACUUCGGACGAACAAACACAAUACCACGUUCUUUCGCUUCGAAUGCUCUUUGCUGUUGUGGGAACAAUUGAAAAUUUACAAUUUGAACGAUAUAUUAUCUUAUGUGUGAUGCUUAGAAGUUUACAUCCGAUAUAUCAAACACUUACAAACGACUUAUUCCAAGAGCUUUUUUUAUCAAAAGAAGUGUUGGAUUAUCUACCAAUUUCGAUACAAUUUUACUUGCUUAAAGAUAUUAAGAACAUUUCGUUUUCUUCAACAAAUGAUGUCACUGAUAUCAUUCAAUGA
This is a messenger RNA of Entamoeba invadens IP1, 561 nucleotides long. RefSeq names its product midasin, putative. The record is from RefSeq and is a predicted model, not a curated record. Gene Ontology annotation, cellular component: preribosome, large subunit precursor. The transcript has a single exon. The coding region runs from base 1 to 561 and encodes 186 amino acids. Gene Ontology annotation, biological process: rRNA processing; ribosomal large subunit assembly. NCBI's taxonomy places the organism in Eukaryota, Evosea, Mastigamoebida, Endamoebidae.